Nothoprocta perdicaria is the source of this 1223-nucleotide messenger RNA. RefSeq names its product melanocortin 2 receptor (gene MC2R). Gene Ontology annotation, cellular component: membrane. Gene Ontology annotation, molecular function: corticotropin receptor activity. Gene Ontology annotation, biological process: G protein-coupled receptor signaling pathway. The transcript has a single exon. Lineage: Eukaryota; Metazoa; Chordata; Aves; Tinamiformes; Tinamidae. The record is from RefSeq and is a predicted model, not a curated record. Bases 143 to 1102 code for a protein of 319 amino acids.
AAUCCAAAACUUUUCAGUUAACCCUUAGGAUUACCCCAGAUUAAGAGGGCUUCAUCAAAGAAGGAUGAUCUGACUGAUAGGAGAACUUCAGAAUAAAAACAAGCCUGAGAAACAAUCCAGAAUCUUCCUGUGAGUACAAGAAAUGAGCACUGAGAGGCCUYUCAACAUAAUCAAACAACUAGGGCAGACAAGCAUUCCUGCCCUGGAAAAUAUAAGUGAUUUCUCCUUAAAUAUUACUGACUGCACCCAGGUUGUGGUACCAGAAGAAGUUUUUUUCACAGUUGCUGCUGUCGGCAUAUUGGAAAACCUGCUUGUCCUUAUUGCUGUCAUCAGGAAUAAGAAUCUGCAUUUGCCUAUGUACUUUUUUAUUUGUAGUUUAGCCAUUUCAGACAUGUUAGGCAGCUUGUACAAAACUCUGGAGAACAUCUUUAUUAUCUUGUGUAAAAUGGGGUACCUGACGCGUCGCGGGGACUUCGAGAAAAAGCUGGACGAUGCCAUGGAUUCCAUGUUCAUUUUGUCUUUACUGGGGUCAAUCUUCAGCUUGUUAGCUAUCGCAGCAGACAGAUACAUCACCAUCUUCUAUGCUUUACGGUACCAUAACAUCAUGACACUGAGAAGAGCCUUGGUCAUCUUGGCAAUCAUCUGGACAUUUUGCGCUGGCAGUAGUAUUGCCAUCUCUCUCUUCUCCUAUGAGGUAGCUACAGUCAUUCCCUUCACCAUUCUGUUCCCUUUAAUGAUGUUUUUCAUACUGUGCCUCUACGUCCAUAUGUUUCUCCUGGCUCGAUCUCAUGCUAAGAAGAUUGCUACAUUGCCCACCAGUGCAGUACAUCAGAGAACUAACAUGAAAGGAGCCAUUACACUGACUAUUUUCCUUGGAGUUUUCCUUUGCUGUUGGGCCCCCUUUGUUCUUCACAUUCUUCUAGCAAGGUUUUGCCCACAUAAUCCAUACUGUGCCUGCUACAUGUCCAUUUUCCACGUGAAUGGGACACUCAUAAUGUGCAAUGCAAUCAUUGACCCCAUGAUUUAUGCAUUCCGAAGCCCAGAAUUACGGAGUACAUUUAAGAAGAUGUUCUGUUGUACCAGGUCAAACUGGAACUGGUAAACACUUAAGAAAAAAUGAAUCUUACAGAAGGAUGCUUAUGGAGUGCUCUUUAGCACCAAUUUGCAGAGCUGAAAAUGCUAGUAAUUCUAUCCAAAAUAAUGCUGUUUUUGUGGGUAAAUGC